AUGUCCGACGACGAUCGCGAAACCAAGCCCUUCAAGUUCGUCACCGGUGUCGAUGCUCGAUUCCCCAACAUGAACCAGACCAAGCACUGCUGGCAGAACUACGUCGACUACCACAAGUGCAUCAACGCCAAGGGCGAGGACUUUGCCCCCUGCCGCCAGUUCUUCCUUGCCUACCGAUCCCUGUGCCCCAGCGGUUGGUACCAGCGAUGGGACGACCAGCGUGAGGCCGGUAACUUCCCUGCCAAGCUGGACGCAUAA
Messenger RNA from Pestalotiopsis fici W106-1, 258 nucleotides. RefSeq names its product Cytochrome c oxidase subunit 6B. Bases 1 to 258 code for a protein of 85 amino acids. Gene Ontology annotation, cellular component: mitochondrion; respiratory chain complex IV. The transcript has 3 exons. The record is from RefSeq and is a predicted model, not a curated record. Lineage: Eukaryota; Fungi; Ascomycota; Sordariomycetes; Amphisphaeriales; Sporocadaceae.